This is a messenger RNA of Thunnus maccoyii (southern bluefin tuna), 3001 nucleotides long. RefSeq names its product all-trans-retinol 13,14-reductase-like. The transcript is spliced from 12 exons. Gene Ontology annotation, molecular function: oxidoreductase activity. The record is from RefSeq and is a predicted model, not a curated record. Bases 1 to 1809 code for a protein of 602 amino acids. NCBI's taxonomy places the organism in Eukaryota, Metazoa, Chordata, Actinopteri, Scombriformes, Scombridae.
AUGUGGUGGUGGCUGCUGGGUGUAUUGAGCUGUGCACUGCUGGCGGUGGUCGUCAUCUUCUUCCUGACCACCGGGCAACGCUACAAGGUGUUCAGUGAGAAGUGCCUAAGGCCACCAGGACCGUUGGUCAUCGACAGCAAACAGAGGGAAAAAAGGCUGAAGAGAGGAUUUCAUGUGGACCGUGUUCCCCCUGCUCUGGAUGCUGUGGUGAUUGGUAGCGGUGUGGGAGGUUUGACAGCAGCAGCGCUUUUGUCCAAAGCUGGGAAAAGAGUUGUAGUUCUGGAGCAACAUGAUCAGGCUGGAGGCUGUACACACACCUUCCAGAAUAAGGGAUUUGAGUUUGAUGUGGGGAUCCAUUACCUGGGCCAGCUUCAUGAGAACAGCCUGCUGAGGGUUGCCCUGGAUCAGAUCACAGAGGGACAGUUGCAGUUCACACAACUGGAGCAGCACUUUGAUACGCUGGUCUUGGGUCAGCCUGAACAGCGCAGGGAGUACCAUAUCCAUGCAGGGAAGACUGAGAUGGCAGAUAGCUUGAAGAAACAGUUCCCAGGGGAGGAGGAGGCCAUCGAUGAGUUCAUGAGAUUGAUGAAGCUAGCUUCGCAGAGGACUCCACUUAUCGCCACCUUGAAGAUCAUACCAUACUGGCUGGUUAACUUCCUGAUCCGGACUGGCCUAUUAUAUCGCAUAUCUUCAGUGUUCCGCCUAGCAGCAACCAAUCAUUCAGAAAUAAUGUCCCGCCUCACCCAGAACAAGGACCUGCAGGCACUAUCUGCCUACCUGUUCUAUGGUGUCCCUCCUAAAGAGUCCAGCUUUCUCAUCAAUGCUCUCCUUCUUCACCACUACAAGCGUGGUGCAUACUACCCACGGGGGGGCGCCAGUGAGUUUGCCUUUCACAUCAUCCCUGUCAUUCAGCAGGCAGGCGGUGCUGUGCUGGUCAGGGCCCCUGUACAACGCAUCCUGCUCAACCAGCAAGGGAAGACCUAUGGUGUGACAGUGCUUAAAGGACAAGAAGAGAUUGAGGUCCAUGCCCCUGUUGUCAUUUCCAACGCUGGAAUCUUCAACACCUUCCAGAAGUUUCUGCCUCAGCACAUACAGGACAAACCAGAGAUCCAGUCACUGUUGGGUAUGGUGCGCCAUGGUAUGGGUUCCUUCUUGGUCUUUGUUGGUCUGGAUGGAACCAAAGAGGAGCUUGACAUUGUUUCCACCAAUUUUUGGAUGUAUAAAGACAAUGACUUGGACUCAUUAAUGGAGAAAUACUCUUCUCUGAGCAGAGAGCAGGUAUUGGGGAACAUUCCCAUGAUGUUCAUUACCUUUCCAUCUGCCAAAGAUCCCACAGCCAACAUCAGACACCCAGGUAAGUCCUGUAUGACUUUGCUAACCAUGGCUCGCUAUGAGUGGUUUGAGGAAUGGGAGGGGACAAAGCUUGGCAAGAGGGGACAGGAGUACGUGGAUCUGAAAAACACCAUGGCCCAAGAGCUGCUGGACUGGGCCCUAACCAUCUUCCCUCAAUUGCGAGACAAGGUGGUCAUGGUGGACGCAGCUACCCCUUUAACUAAUGUCCACUAUUUGGGCGCUCCAAGAGGCGAGAUGUAUGGUGCUGAGCACAACUUGGAGCGCUUCAACCCAGAAACAGUUGCAAGGACACGAGCAGAGACACCGAUCAAUGGGCUCUACCUAACAGGUCAGGAUGUAUUCUGUAACGGCAUGGCUGGGGCUCUGCAUGGUGGACUGCUCUGCGCCUCGGCUGUCCUCAAUCAGAUCCUCUAUAUUGACCUUCUAGCACUGAAGACCCGCCUCAAAAAUAAAUAGGCCAAUCUUAGGACAUCAUAAUUUGUUCGCCAAACCCCUUCCCCAAAUAGCAAUUGUCCAGUCAUAGUUUAAUAAUUAUAACUAGACAUGACAAGCCUGUCAAGCUUUCUCCACAUGCCAAAGUGGUGUCCAUGAGGCCAAAAUCAAAAACACAAUAGCAGGUGUAAAGAGUAGAUUAAACAGUGUAAUAAUCUGUUCCGCAAACGUUCCACAGUGGUUAUUCCUCAUCCUCUUGCAAGAUUAAAGUGAAACUUACUGUGAAAAUACUAACAAUUAUGUGCUAAGCAGCUAAACAGGGUUUUGUUAGAACAAAAAACAGUCUGAUCUUACAUUAGAUACUUAAAUGUUUACAAUCUCUACUCUACAAUACAAGAACAAUGUUUUCUUCUUUAUUUCAAUGUCCUCUACAUGGAUCAUCAGCUGGUGAGAAUGUGCCUGGGGCAUGCAGCAUAGCCUCAGUCUUUUAGUGCAAAAUCAUGUAUGUAGUCAUUAAGUGCAUAUUUGGGAUGUCUUUUUACAAGUUUCUUGUUUUAUACUGAGUCAGCUGGAAACAUUAGCCAGUUAGAGACAGCCUUUUAAACCAACUCUUAGAGCUAACAUUACCUUCCAGUGACAGUUGAAGAAGCUGCUUUUAUCUACAUCUGUCUGAAAUCAAGGACCCAUUGUUUCAAAAAUUAAAAAGAACUUUGUGUGUUAAAUCUACCACCAUUAUUAUGUACUGUAUAUGUGCCAUGUGAGAACAGAACGCUUGACAGGCUUAGCAACAGUAACUAAGGGGUGGCCAACAGUCAAUUAUACCCUCAUCCAUGCUUCCAUGUUCCACACUUGCUUUUGGGUUCAAAAAGUCAUUGUUUGAGUAUAGCCUAGAGAAACGAAGACAGUUUAAGUCUUGUAAUGCAUGUCAUCCAUUUGCCAAUGAAAGAGUCAAGCCAGGUUCCACGUCUGCUUUCAUUUUGCAGCGUGUUUUUCUUGAGGAUUUUAAAACAUGGGUACAUAGUUUGGUUGAGAGCCAAAAUCAACCGUGGUUAGCUAUAUGACUUCACCAGACUAUAAAAUGGUGCUUCCACAGUAUCUGAAAUUGUUUAAAUAGUCCCAUGAAAACCAUAGGUUUGUUUACAUGGCUGCUAAUGCAGUGAUCAAAAAUAGGAACAAACAUAGAUGGUAAAAGUUAUGUGUGAACAUAAAUAAAGGU